Messenger RNA from Cercopithifilaria johnstoni, 327 nucleotides. NCBI's taxonomy places the organism in Eukaryota, Metazoa, Nematoda, Chromadorea, Rhabditida, Onchocercidae. The record is from the annotation of a GenBank genome assembly.
CAAGGUUCAUAUACUCCGACUAACUCAGAACUUCUGGAAUAUUGGGUAUCGAAGCGGGUACCGGAUCGCUUACUUGCCUGUCAGCAUGCCGUUGUAGAUUACGAAAUUGAAGGAGCUAAAGUGAAAACAAAUCUACUAUUUGAAGCUGCUACCACAGCUAAUUCAUUACCAAAUAUAUUCAAAGAUAAACGAUGUAGUGCAUUUGAAAAGCUUCAAGAAAACCGAUUUCAAGCAGAAGCAGCAGAAUAUAAGCGUAACAAUGGUCGAUCAAAUAUUCUUAGCGGUCUUGGCAACUUCUUCACUAAUAUUAAUAAUCAUGGAAGGUGA